Ilyonectria robusta is the source of this 402-nucleotide messenger RNA. RefSeq lists its product as uncharacterized. NCBI's taxonomy places the organism in Eukaryota, Fungi, Ascomycota, Sordariomycetes, Hypocreales, Nectriaceae. The record is from RefSeq and is a predicted model, not a curated record. Bases 1 to 402 code for a protein of 133 amino acids. The transcript has a single exon.
AUGAAAGGCGACGAGACGUACUACGCUAGAAUACGUCGGGAUCGGUACGAUCACUUCCAGGAGGACGAGUGCACCGAGGAGUUCGCACACUAUCCGGGCUAUUCUGACGUUGAACAGUUUGCAAUGCCGCAAAAGCCAAAGGUAAAGAGCUCCGUGCCGGGGUCAGUGGAAGCCAGACGAAAGGGGGCAUCAAGAGUGGCCGGUACGCCCGAUAGGAGCCGUGCUUCAGCUCCACCACAUUCCAACAGAGUGAGUUCCAAUUAUCACAACUCGGCGAAGUCGUCUGCUAGACCGGCUCGCCCGGGGCAACGGCACCGAUGCCCCUCACAAGAACUCGAGUAUAGCGACGAGGUGGCCGAAGACAUGCAAGAUAACUUCUCUGAAGAAGAGGAGCUCGAGUAG